AUGGUGAUGGAAGCUCCAGAGAAACAAAAUGAAAUCCUCAUCAUUACUUUGAUCUUCUUCAUAAUCGCAUGCGUGGCGGUGGCAUUACGAUGUUAUGUUCGAAUCAGAUUGCUGAACGCGUUUGGUUCUGAUGAUGCACUUGCUGUUUGCUCUUUGCUGUUCUUGUGCGUUGGAACCAUUUUUACAUUGAUAGGACUUAGCUCGGGCUUUGGACAACAUGACAGUGGUAUGGCACUGGAGCAUUUCAUAAAGGGAUUAAAAUACUGGUGCUUCUCGGAAAUCAUUUAUCCCCCUACAAUCGCUGUCAUCAAGUCAUCCAUCGCUCUCUACCUCAUUCGCAUUGCUGUUAACCCCUAUCAUAUAUACACCAUUUACAUCUCCAUGUCACUCUUUCUCAUUUACAGCGCAGCCUUUUUCGUACUCUUGUUACUUCAGUGCACGCCAAUAACAUUCUACUGGUGGCGAUUUACAGGAGCAACCGACGGACAUUGUCUAGUACCCACCACAAUAGCAGCCGUGGCGUACGGCCAUGCGGCUUUGAGUGUUUUGACGGACCUAACUCUGGGCAUAAUUCCCGCGUUUAUUGUGGCGGAUCUUCAGAUCACGACUAGGACGAAAACUGCGGUCGCAAUGACAUUGGCAUUGGGUUCCAUUAAUGUCAUCACACUCUCAAUCGUCGAAGCAGCCGUUGGACUUACAGCUUCCUGUUUAGCGACUCUCAAACCCCUCGUUCGCUCAUUCCUUGACUGGUCUGAAAAUUCAAUCGGAUCAUCUGGAGCCCUUCACACUCGUAUGAUUGAUGGUAUUUCCGGACGGAAGCGAACGAGAAUAGAUGAUACAGAACUUCACCUACGGCCUGACCUCAAGAUUGUGGGAUUCACGACAACAAUAAUAUCGAGUAACGGACGAGAAUCACCUCCACCUAGACAUUCGAGUCUUAAUCAGACAGUUGGCGACAAAAAUGAACCAUGGUAUAGUCCCCAUGGAUGUCCGAAAUCUCAUGAGCGGCUGGGAAGUAGAAGUGGGAUUAUAGAGGCAGCAGAGCCGGCUUACGAUAUGGAAUAA
Molecule: messenger RNA, 1065 nt
Organism: Sclerotinia borealis F-4128
Lineage: Eukaryota; Fungi; Ascomycota; Leotiomycetes; Helotiales; Sclerotiniaceae
Source: the annotation of a GenBank genome assembly